Vitis riparia (riverbank grape) is the source of this 727-nucleotide messenger RNA. Its product is annotated as 30S ribosomal protein 3, chloroplastic-like. The transcript is spliced from 2 exons. The record is from RefSeq and is a predicted model, not a curated record. Gene Ontology annotation, biological process: translation. Bases 78 to 608 code for a protein of 176 amino acids. Lineage: Eukaryota; Viridiplantae; Streptophyta; Magnoliopsida; Vitales; Vitaceae. Gene Ontology annotation, cellular component: ribosome. Gene Ontology annotation, molecular function: structural constituent of ribosome.
UAUUAAUUUCCUUAUCCGAACCCACCACCACCCAAGGCAGGAGAGAAGAGGAGAGGAAGAGGAAAUACGAGGAGACGAUGAUGCUAUCAAUGGCGGUUCAACCUAAUCCCAAUGCCGCUCUCAAGUCCUACACAUUCCCUAUGAGUAGUAAUAGGAAUCACAGACUCAUGUUCAAAGCCUCUAAUGCUUUGUCCUUAUAUUCCACUCGCUCCGCUUCCGCAAAUCUCAGACUCCGUGCUUCACCUGCUCCAGUUGUUGCUGUUGCUGUUUCUGAACAAUCUUCCGCUCCGCAGGAGUCUCUCUCCGCCUCUCCACUAGAUGUUGAGAAGCUAGGAGUUGUGGUGAAGCCAAUGGAGAAACCAAGGCUGGUGUUGAAGUUCAUAUGGAUGGAGAAGAACAUUGGUGUUGCCCUCGAUCAAGCAAUUCCGGGCCAUGGCACCAUUCCUCUGAGUCCCUACUACUUUUGGCCUAGAAAGGAUGCUUGGGAAGAGAUCAAGGUCUUACUGGAGAGCAAGCCUUGGAUAUCUCAGAAGCAGAUGAUUAUUCUUCUUAACCAAGCAACUGAUAUUAUCAAUUUGUGGCAGCAGAGUGGCGGCAACCUGGCUUGAGCAAUUAAUGUACGAAAUUUUGUGCUUUCUAAAUUUUGUUGUUUGUAAACUGUUAAAUUAAAGUUUCUUGGACUUCUUGUAUUGCUUUCCUUAAAAUUAAAUGAAAUAUGGUUUUUCUA